Molecule: messenger RNA, 1146 nt
Organism: Rhodamnia argentea
Lineage: Eukaryota; Viridiplantae; Streptophyta; Magnoliopsida; Myrtales; Myrtaceae
Product: agamous-like MADS-box protein MADS2
Exons: 8
Coding region: 127-864 (245 amino acids)
Biological process (GO): positive regulation of transcription by RNA polymerase II
Cellular component (GO): nucleus
Molecular function (GO): RNA polymerase II cis-regulatory region sequence-specific DNA binding; protein dimerization activity; DNA-binding transcription factor activity, RNA polymerase II-specific
Source: RefSeq, a predicted model, not a curated record
AUUAGAGUAUAAUGACUGUUCCCUUUUCUAUCUCCUUUUUGUACCCUAACCAUUGAGCUCCUCAAGAAAGUUUGCUCGGCUCUUAACCAGGACUGGAAACGAUCAGAGAAAGAAGAGAAGUGAGAGAUGGGGAGAGGGAAAGUUGAGCUGAAGAGGAUAGAGAACAAAAUCAACAGGCAGGUCACAUUUGCGAAGAGAAGAAAUGGGCUUCUCAAGAAAGCUUAUGAGCUCUCUGUUCUCUGCGAUGCUGAGGUCGCCCUCAUCAUCUUCUCCAACCGGGGCAAGCUCUAUGAAUUCUGCAGCAGUUCUAGCAUGUCGAAAACAAUUGACAAGUACCAGAAGUGCAGCUAUGGUUCGCUUGAAACCAACCGCUCCAUCGAUGAGAUGCAGAACAGCUACCAGGAGUAUUUGAAGCUAAAAGCAAGAGUUGAGGUCCUCCAGCGGUCUCAGAGAAACCUCCUCGGGGAAGAUUUGGCUCCCCUAAACACAAAGGAGCUGGAGCAACUUGAGCACCAGUUAGAGAACUCUCUGAAGCAAAUCCGGUCUACAAAGACCCAAUUCAUGCUUGAUCAGCUUGCUCAUCUUCAGCACAAGGAACAAAUGCUGGUUGAAGCUAACAGAGAUUUAAGGAAGAAGUUGGAGGAGAGCAAUGCAAGGAUCCCUCUCCGGCUCGGAUGGGAAGCCGAGGAUCACAAUAGCAUCUCGUACAGCCGUCUUCCCUCACAGUCGCAGGGAUUGAUCUUCCAGCCCUUAGGGGGCAACCCGACAUCGCAAAUCGGGUACGAUCAUGCGGGUUCGAAUGAAGCGAAUGUUUCGGCUGCUGACCAACAUCCCAAUGGAUUCAUUCCUGGGUGGAUGCUCUGAAUCGUUUCGCAAGCGGGACUGCUCGGAAGAAGUAUCGUAUCGAAUAUAUUUUCCAGUUUUUUCGUUCUGAUAUAUGAUUCUUCCUCUAGAUGACCCGGACGACGAUCCAUCGUUUUCGGAUAAUAUCCAUGGCAAGGGACAUACCCAAGAAGGGAGGACAACAUGAAUCCAAUCUAGCUAAUUAUGUCGUAUAAGAAUAAAGAUCUGCUUCGUUAUGUCGCCAAUCUAGCUAACUAUAUUUGGAAUUCAUCUAUGUUAUUGAUGUAUGGAAUUCUUUUUUGA